This is a messenger RNA of Oncorhynchus keta (chum salmon), 1860 nucleotides long. RefSeq names its product neurotrophin-3-like. The transcript has 2 exons. Gene Ontology annotation, biological process: neuron projection morphogenesis; memory; cell surface receptor protein tyrosine kinase signaling pathway. Gene Ontology annotation, molecular function: nerve growth factor receptor binding; growth factor activity. Lineage: Eukaryota; Metazoa; Chordata; Actinopteri; Salmoniformes; Salmonidae. The record is from RefSeq and is a predicted model, not a curated record. The coding region runs from base 150 to 977 and encodes 275 amino acids.
AGAGAGAGAGAGAGCACUACUCUCUUCGCGAAAGCAGGACUGUAGUAGCACGCAUAGGCGGUGUGCUUUAAAGUGGGAAGUUUCGAAAAGGAUUCUGUAUAUAUCAGCACCUCCAUGUCGGCUCUGCUGGAUAUUUACACACCGAUGCUAUGGUUACCUUUAUUACGAUCUUACAGGUGAAUCUAGUGAUGUCCAUGUUGCUGUAUGUGUUGUUCCUAGCGUACCUCUACGGUAUCCAGGCAACGCACAUGGAGCGCCAGCAGCCCCCGCCCACCCAGGACCCCAUCAACUCCCUCAUCAUCCAGCUGCUGCAGGCGGACCUGACCCGUGGCCGGGGGAGGCAGGGUGAGGGCCAGGACAGGCAGGCCCAGGACACAUUGCCACCGUUGGGCCUGCUCGCCAUUGACACCCCUCUGGACAACAGUAGAUUCCUGGAGAGGCGCAGCUCGCUGUACCAGCCCAGGUCGUCUGACCUGCUGGGGCAGCAGAAACACUACAACUCUCCCCGGGUCCUGCUGAGUGAGCGGGCGCCCCUGCAGCCUCCUCCGCUCUACUCUAUAGAUGACUACGUGGGCAGCUCUGACAGAACCAACAAGACCCGCAGGAAGAGAUACGCAGAACACAAGAGUUACCGCGGGGAGUACUCCGUCUGUGACAGCCAAUCACAGUGGGUGACAGACAAGACGAAUGCGGUGGACAUCAGGGGUCGUCAGGUCACCGUCCUGGAUCAGAUAAAGAUGGGAACCGCCGAAAGCAACUUUGUUAAGCAGUACUUCUAUGAGACCAAGUGUCGGACUGCCAAACCUUUUAAGAGCGGCUGUCGCGGCAUCGAUGACAAACACUGGAACUCGCAGUGUAAGACCUCUCAGACGUACGUCAGAGCUCUGACGCAGGACCGUACCUCUGUGGGCUGGCGCUGGAUACGGAUAGACACUUCCUGUGUCUGUGCGUUGUCACGGAAACACCGCAGGACGUAAACACACAACCCGACCAUAGACAUUAUGGAAUAUAUUUCCUUAUUGUGAAGGGGGGCUGUACAUAUAAAUUAUUAUUUAAGUUAUGUGAAAUACAUGUAGUUUCUACAUGGCUAUAUAUGAUAUAUAAAUAUAUUUGUUAUUUAUUGAAGUCAUCAUCAAAGGAAAAAAUAAAAUAAAAAAUAAACCAAGAACUCCUAACAUGUGGCUCCACAGCCACCACACAGCCUAGCAUCUUCAGACUCAGACCAUGGAGCUGGACAAUACAGCCUGCAUGGAGAGACUCUACCAUGGAGCUGGACAGUACAGCCUGCAUGGAGAGACUCUACCAUGGGGCUGGACAGUACAGCCUGCAUGGAGAGACUCCACCAUGGGGCUGGACAGUACAGCCUGCAUGGAGAGACUCUACCAUGGGGCUGGACAGUACAGCCUAGCAUCUUCAGACUCAGACCAUGGAUCUGGACAGUACAGCCUAGCAUGGAGAGACUCUACCAUGGGGCUGGACAGUACAGCCUGCAUGGAGAGACUCUACCAUGGAGCUGGACAGUACAGCCUAGCAUGGAGAGACUCUACCAUGGGGCUGGACAGUACAGCCUGCAUGGAGAGACUCUACCAUGGAGCUGGACAGUACAGCCUAGCAUCUUCAGACUCAGACCAUGGAGCUGGACAGUACAGCCUGCAUGGAGAGACUCUACCAUGGAGCUGGACAGUACAGCCUGCAUGGAGAGACUCUACCAUGGAGCUGGACAGUACAGCCUAGCAUCUUCAGACUCAGACCAUGGAGCUGGACAGUACAGCCUAGCAUGGAGAGACUCUACCAUGGGGCUGGACAGUACAGCCUGCAUGGAGAGACUCUACCAUGGAGCUGGACAGUACAGCCUGCAUG